AUGCUGAGCCUCUCCGUUACUUCACCAUCUUUUUCAACACUUUCCUUUCUUCCCAAACCAUUACAAUUCAAAACCUCCUUCAAUGGCUUUCGACUACGUCAACCCAGCACUUGCACAGUUCCAGCGACGAAACGCACCGCUUUGGUCCCAGUGAUGAUGGCAAAGAGAGAAGAGCAGUUGAAGGAAAUUAGAAAUUUAACCAAUGAACAAAUCAACCAAGAGGUUGUUAACCUAAAAGGCGACUUAGUCCUGCUUAGAGUUGAGAAAUCUAAUAGCAACGAUGGCUUCAAUUACAGCAAAUUUCGGAAAUUGCGCAAGCAGAUUGCUCGCUUGCUUACUGUAAAGCGGGAAAGAGAGAUUGAGGAGGGUAUUAGUAAGAGGUUGUCCAGAAAGCUAGAUAAAAAGUGGAAGAGAAGCAUUGCUGUAAAACCAACUCCAACUUUAUUGAAGCCUGUAGAAGCUGAGGCUGCAUGA
Messenger RNA from Lathyrus sativus (Indian pea), 474 nucleotides. The record is from the annotation of a GenBank genome assembly. Lineage: Eukaryota; Viridiplantae; Streptophyta; Magnoliopsida; Fabales; Fabaceae.